GUGAAUCGAAUGCAUCCAUCGCACACUUGCGAGGGAGGUGCCAGUUAGUCUGCCUGUCUAGUAUACAGAGGGAUUCAUUCAGUCAUGGCAGUUGGCUGCCACACACGCAUGUAUACCAUCACCAUACCCAUCCCUGUCGGCCCUCGCUCAUGCGGGCGUCAGGUCAUCACUCACUGCCGCCCGCCGUCACGUGGACGCUGCCCUGAUUACAUGCGUGGCACGACGCAUGGACAAGGCACGAGAGUAGACACAAGCUUGCGUGAGUCGCAGCCAUCAUCUCUCUCUAGACGCAGUUGUCUUGUCUGUCGAUCUGUCUGUCUGCAGUGUAUCAGUCAGUAUGAGGUGUCGCGCUUGCCGGUUUCGCCCCAGAUGCCCCACUUGUACCCCCAUGGGAAACACGACACCACAAAGUGCAUCAAGAAGCCCGGCCACACCCACCGCACCCACGAUAUCGCACCGCCAGCAGACAUCAAAGGCUUCUGAUACCUGAUUGUUGCAACACACAACACACCACACCACACGCCAUCCAUCCCUCUCCCUCUCCCUCUCUCUGCCCACCCCACCCUGUGUUGUGUGUGCAUGGCUGUAGGGGCGUACCAGAGGUCUUCGUGCCGGAUGACCUCGCCCCCUUCGCUCACGUCGAGGUACACAUAGCUCGGCAGCACGAUCUCCCAGUCCUUGAACGGCCCCUGCGGCUUGUACUUCUGCACCACGUCGAUAACAAUGCCGUUGGGGAAGCUCGUCGGCUCGAACUUGAGCGUCUCGACUGUGCAGGUCUUGCGCAGCAGUAGGAAGAGCGACAUGAUGGCCUCCUUGCCGCGCAUGGCCACGCUGGGGUCGUCGAACCAGGCGUCAUACCGGUAGAUGCUGAAGGCCGGGUCCAUGCGCGUCAACGCAAACCGCAGCGAGUAGAUGCGCCGGAUCUUGUCGACGAUCUCCCGGUGGUGGUCCAUCACGACGCCCCGCUGCGGCUUGACGUUGCUGCCCGGCGAGUAGACAUGCUUGUAGGGCACCCCAGUGGUCGUCUGGCUGAGGUCGGCGUCGUCACUGUCGGCGCCGGAUGGGACGUCGUCGAGGACGUUCCAUCGCCUGCUGAAGGGCAUGAAGGGGUAGGCGAGGCUGGCGCCCCAGACGGCCACGACGCCGGCGAAGCAGGGGUAGACGUAGUCCAUAAACAGGCCCGCCGCAAUGCGGUCCGUCGGGUGAAUGGGGCGGCGCAUGGCAAGGCACCAGACUGCUCAUCAAAGAUCAGACUCAGGAAAGCAUCACGCAGCGCUUCUCUUAUCGUUUUGAGCAAUCUCCCC
Vitrella brassicaformis is the source of this 1304-nucleotide messenger RNA. Lineage: Eukaryota; Vitrellaceae. The record is from the annotation of a GenBank genome assembly.